Molecule: messenger RNA, 1072 nt
Organism: Schistocerca serialis cubense
Lineage: Eukaryota; Metazoa; Arthropoda; Insecta; Orthoptera; Acrididae
Product: 1,5-anhydro-D-fructose reductase-like
Exons: 7
Coding region: 1-990 (329 amino acids)
Cellular component (GO): cytosol
Molecular function (GO): aldose reductase (NADPH) activity
Source: RefSeq, a predicted model, not a curated record
AUGACUGGCAAUAUGGAAUACUUAACUUUCUUCAAUGGACACAAAAUGCCCAUUCUAGGGCUUGGAACAGCACAUGCACUGGGAGAUGAUAUAGAGAAGGCGAUAGAUGCAGCACUGGAGAUUGGGUACAGACACAUAGAUACAGCCCGGAGGUAUAAUAAUGAAGCCCAAAUUGGGAGGACAUUGAAGAAAUGGCUUGAUUCUGGAAAAAUCAAGAGAGAAGAUCUUUUUAUUGUGACAAAGCUGCCAUUGACAGGAAACCGAGCAGAAUGUGUGGAGAAGCACCUCAAGCAGUCGCUGCAUGACCUGCAGCUAGACUAUGUUGACUUGUACCUCAUACACCACCCAGUUGGUUUCCAAGAUGUGGAUCCAAAGGAUAAUGGAGAAGAAAUGUUGCUCGAUAUGAAUACUGACCAUGUCAGCUUGUGGAAGGCAAUGGAGGGUCAGGUGGAUGCGGGCCGUGCACGGUCUAUUGGGCUAUCCAACUUCAACGCGAGGCAGGUGAAGCGUGUCUGGCAGUCGGCGCGCAUCAAGCCUGCCAACCUGCAGGUGGAGCUGCACGUCUACUUCCAGCAGAGCCAGCUGCGCGCCUUUUGCCGGGCCCUCGACAUCACCGUCUGUGGCUACAUCCCACUGGGGGCACCAGGUAUGCGGCCUCCUGGCCGUGCGGCCAUCACUGUGGAUACUAGCAAACAGCCAAAGCGAGACCAGCUGACUAACCCAGUGGUUUCACAAAUCGCGCAGAAGUAUGGGAAGACAAAUGCUCAGGUGCUGUUGCGCUACAUCAUACAACUCGGCGUGGCGGCCAUACCCAAGAGCACCAACCCGGACCGCCUCCGGCAGAACUUUGAUGUGUUCGACUUUGAGCUGUCUGCGGAAGACAUGGACGCACUGGAGCAGCUGGAUAAGGGACCAGCUGGGCGGCAAGUCCGAGCCUUCAUUCCAGAAAUGGCAAACCAUCCAGAAUACCCAUUCAAUGCACACUACUAGUUCAGAGAGAACAGCAUGACUGGCAUGCAAGCAAGGACAUCUCUCUUCUGAAGAUUCUGGACCUGUCUGAGGUAAAGCACGC